AGGGUUCCCUUCACACACUCAUUCACUUUCUCUCUCCUCUAAAAAGUCCAUCUUUGCUGCUGCUUCUUCUUCUUCUCUCUUCCAUCAGUCUCUGAAAAACAGAGGCGGAGUUGCAAGAAGAAGAAGAACCACCACCACCAAAAAACAGAGUGAUUAGCAACAUCUAAUAACUGUUACUAAACAUAUACACCCAAAACCAUACAGUUAUUCUUUUUCUUCUGGUACUAUAUAUAUUUCUCUGGGAAAGAUAGGGUUUUUAUUUGAAGAAAAAGGGGAACUGUGAUGCCGAUGGAUGAAGGGGUGUUGGAUGAUAUAAUAAAGAGAUUAUUAGAAGCAAAGAACGGGAAAACAACGAAACAAGUGUUGAUUACUGAGGCUGAAAUCAGACAGCUUUGUGUUGCUUCUAAAGAGAUUUUUAUUUCUCAGCCUAAUCUUCUUGAACUUGAAGCUCCUAUCAAGAUUUGUGGUGAUAUUCAUGGUCAAUAUUCUGAUCUUCUCCGGCUGUUUGAAUAUGGGGGUUUGCCUCCUGAGGCUAACUAUCUGUUCCUUGGUGACUAUGUUGAUCGUGGUAAACAGAGCAUAGAAACCAUUUGCCUUCUCUUAUCGUACAAAAUCAAAUAUCCAGAGAACUUCUUUCUACUCAGAGGCAAUCACGAGUGUGCUUCCAUCAACCGUAUUUAUGGGUUUUAUGAUGAAUGUAAGAGGAGGUUUAAUGUCCGUCUGUGGAAAGCUUUUACUGAUUGCUUUAACUGCUUACCGGUGGCUGCUAUCAUUGAUGAAAAGAUCCUUUGUAUGCAUGGAGGGUUGUCUCCUGAUCUGAAACACUUGGAUCAGAUUAGGAAUAUUGCUCGCCCUGUGGAUGUCCCUGAUCAAGGCCUUCUCUGCGAUUUGCUCUGGGCUGAUCCUGAUAAAGACAUCCAAGGUUGGGGUGAGAAUGACAGAGGUGUAUCUUAUACGUUCGGACCUGACAAGGUUGCUGAAUUCCUUCAGAAACUCGAUCUUGAUCUCAUUUGCCGAGCUCACCAGGUCGUGGAAGAUGGUUAUGAGUUUUUCGCAAAACGACAGUUGGUGACCAUAUUCUCUGCCCCAAAUUAUUGUGGGGAGUUUGACAAUGCUGGUGCUAUGAUGAGUGUGGAUGACACAUUGACGUGUUCGUUUCAAAUCCUUAAACCCACUGAUAAGAAAGGGAAAGGGUUCGGCAGCAUGUCCAGACCCGGAACACCACCUCAUAAGGGGAAGGGAUAACGAGGAUUGAACAAGCAAUAAAUGAAUGAGAAGAAGUGAAGAACAAAAAUGUGUGAGUCCUGUUAUUAGGAGGGGUAUAAUGGAUAUGCAGAGGGAAAAGCUUGUAGCAAAAUUCCGGUGAUACUCAAAGGCAAAAUACAAUGAAAAAUAAGUAAAUAUUUUUGUAAUACUCAUCCUACCCUCAAUAACCUCAACGUACUGAAAGCGAUUGAAACAAUCUUAUCUCUUUUGCCGGCUACGCUUGAUUGUGAUUACCAAUGUUUACUUGUGUCGUUCUUAACGCUUGAUACUAGUUCAUUGUUUAGCAAAAAUGACAACAUGAAUCUGAUUAAAUUUUUAAAUUUAUCCU
Papaver somniferum (opium poppy) is the source of this 1594-nucleotide messenger RNA. Its product is annotated as serine/threonine-protein phosphatase PP1. The record is from RefSeq and is a predicted model, not a curated record. Gene Ontology annotation, molecular function: protein serine/threonine phosphatase activity. The transcript is spliced from 4 exons. NCBI's taxonomy places the organism in Eukaryota, Viridiplantae, Streptophyta, Magnoliopsida, Ranunculales, Papaveraceae. Gene Ontology annotation, cellular component: cytoplasm; nucleus. The coding region runs from base 283 to 1245 and encodes 320 amino acids.